Molecule: messenger RNA, 1749 nt
Organism: Tetrahymena thermophila SB210
Lineage: Eukaryota; Ciliophora; Oligohymenophorea; Hymenostomatida; Tetrahymenidae
Product: TLD protein
Exons: 8
Source: RefSeq, a predicted model, not a curated record
CAAUAAAUAAAUAAAUUAGGAUGUAAAUAAAAAUUGCUGCUCGUUUUUGUUAAGAAGAGGAUGGAUACAACAAAUUAAUAAUUAAAUUAAAUCAAAUAUUAAAAAUUCAUAUCAAUUAUAGAUUAAUUAACAAAUAAAUAAAUAAGUAAAUAAAUAAAUAUGGGAGGAAAUCCUUCAAAAAAAUCUAAUUUUUAAGACUGCAGUCUAACAUAGGAACAGAUCGAUAAAAUUUACAACAACUUUUGUGAAUUCUCUAAGCUAAAAGACGGGAAAUCAGGAUCCUACAUUAGCUCUAGAGGUUUACAAAAAGUUGUUAAGCCAAACAAAGAGUUGGGAAAAAAGAUCCAUCAGUUCUUAUCAGAGUAGUCAGUGAGCCAGAGCCUAACAUUUGACACUUUCCUCUAUUUUGUGGAAUUCUUUUUGCAAGGCACAACUUACAUAAGACAAGAUAUUAGAUACAGAGACUACUCGAUAGUUGAAAUGUUUGGCUUGCUCUCAUUCUAUUCCAGUCUCACCAAAAAUAAACAAGCCGACAAAGAAUAUAUCAGCCGUCUUAAGAUCAAUUAUAGAAUGGGUCUUGAGUUUUUUAUUGAAAUUCAUGGAGUAAUUGGAGCUUUAAAUGGUAAAUACAAGUGGGACAGAGAUGAAUCAAUUCCUAAAAAGCACAAUUCAUUUAUUUUUGGAGAUAAAUAUGAAAUGAGCUUCUCUGAAUUUAUUGUGGCUGUAACUACUAAACACCCAAACUUAAGCAAAUUAUUAUUAGCUUACUUCUAGAAUACUUUCUAUCAUAAAAAAUAAUACAAAGAAAAUUAAGAAGGUAAUCACCAUCCUCCUAAAUAAAGUGCUUUGCUAGACCACAAUACUUUAACAAACUUAUCUCUUAAUGUUAAUUUGUUUUCUGAAUUCCCUAAUCGUGAGAUUAUUUACGAUGGUUAGAAAGACAGAUACAAUUUUGAAUCUUUAAUCAAAGCAAUUUAAACAUUUGGAAACUAAAAUCUCCUUUUAAUUGUUAGUCAUUUGGCAAAAAAAUCUUAAGUAGUUGAAGAAGAAGAGCACAUAUUAUCAAGAUCAAAAUGGGCAAUUGCAGGUAACACAGAAAGAUAAAGUUUUGCUAUCUUUUUACCUAAGUACAAGAACCAAUCUGAGUCAUUUUUGUAGUUAACUCCUAAUUUCUAGGUUUAUCCCAACACAAGUGGCAGACAAAACUUUUUCAACAUGGACUAGACAGCAAUAGUUGUUUUCUUUGGAGAAGAAGAAAAUGAUUUGAUGUUUUUGCAUAAUGAAAUCAACAAACAAAGUUAUAUUAAAUCUACAAAGCCAGAAUUUGCUCAAAGUGGUGAUUAGCCCAUAGUUAUGAAUAUUGAUCAAAUUGAAUUGUGGGUUUUGAGUGAUGAAACUAUUGAUAUGAGUCUUUACAACAAAACCACUAACACAACUGUAGUUGUUAAAGAAGAGUUAGUUACCCCUUAGCCUCAAGUCAAUAGCUAAACUAUUACCACAACCACUACUUCAAAUGUUUAGCCUCAGUCUGUAGUUAUCGAAAGAAAUGUUUCUCGUGAAUACUACGUAACUUAAACAAACUAGCAAUACUACCAAACCACCUAGAUCAAAGAUGUUAAAUGAAAAACAAAAAAAUAUAUAUAUAUUUAUAAAACCUAAAAAUAUUUUAACGUUUUUAUCUAUAAUGUGAUUGAUUCUAUGCCAAGAUAUGCAUCCUUUGUUUCGUUAAAUAAUCCUAAAAUUUUAUUU